This is a messenger RNA of Phacochoerus africanus (Common warthog), 742 nucleotides long. It is a transcript of the gene AKAP14, whose product is annotated as A-kinase anchoring protein 14. Gene Ontology annotation, molecular function: protein kinase A regulatory subunit binding. Lineage: Eukaryota; Metazoa; Chordata; Mammalia; Artiodactyla; Suidae. The record is from RefSeq and is a predicted model, not a curated record. Gene Ontology annotation, cellular component: cAMP-dependent protein kinase complex. Bases 103 to 711 code for a protein of 202 amino acids. The transcript has 6 exons.
UCCAGCAGGGAAUCCAGAGGAAAAAGCUGCAGGAGAAUCUUCCUGAAGCUUCCUGGUCUACCUCUGCUCCAAACAAGGAUCUGGUCACUCAGUCAAAAGAAAAUGGAGGUGAAGAAAAGUGUCAGAUUUCGGGAGGAUGUGAAUGUGGAUAAAGGUUCUACAAGCCAGAUGACGGAUACAAAAGAUACUAGCGAUAUAAAUGAACUAGCUCUAGCUUUGGCUAAGCAUGCCAUCGAUGCUGCUAUUAAGUCCGUGGAAGAAGCUGAACACCCUGUCAAAAACAUCAACUGGAUCACACAUGGUGAAUUCACAGCAGAAAGGGGCUGUAAACAAAUUGAGGAGUUUGUUUCGAAAUGGGAGUAUCAAGGCCGCUGGGUGCACUACACCGAGUUUUUAAGGAGGGAAGACGUGAUUCAUAGCUUCUAUUACAUCUAUUGUGUACACUGGAGCAUCCCCACUGCUCGGAUACCCAUAGCACAAAUCUCUGCCGGUGUCUACUUCACCAUCAAGAUCAACAAAAACAAGCCUCCGGAUGCACCCAUUGAUGUCUCUUAUGUCUUUGAGAGCCAAAGAUUAGUUCACAGACCCGGAAUGACUCGCUUUCGAGAAAAAUGGCUGAGGGACAUAAUUGAGGCCAAACAUAUUUUAAUCGAUCCAAAUAUCUUCCAAUUCAACAGUAUUGGAAUCUUCCAGAAUAUUUUAGGUUUUUAAUCAGAGUAUAUUAAAAAUACAAUACUGCACA